Messenger RNA from Gossypium raimondii (Peruvian cotton), 3084 nucleotides. RefSeq names its product auxin response factor 4. The transcript is spliced from 12 exons. Gene Ontology annotation, cellular component: nucleus. Gene Ontology annotation, molecular function: protein binding; DNA binding. NCBI's taxonomy places the organism in Eukaryota, Viridiplantae, Streptophyta, Magnoliopsida, Malvales, Malvaceae. Bases 542 to 2977 code for a protein of 811 amino acids. Gene Ontology annotation, biological process: regulation of DNA-templated transcription; response to hormone. The record is from RefSeq and is a predicted model, not a curated record.
UUAUUUGUUAACCCCUCCACUAAACACAUUUUCCCUUCUCUUUUCAUUGGAUAUCUUCUUGUCAAGUCCAAAAGCCAAAAGUCACUACCCCAUAUUGCCUUUUCUUUGCUGUGCUUACUACUAUAAGCAAUUGUCUAUGUUUGCUGUGCUGCUCCCCCUUCUCACUACCUGCUAAUGGGAGGGAGGAAUUAUGCUUUCAAUUCCUUCUUCUUCUUCUUAUUUCACAUAGCCUUUUCUUCUUUCUUCUCUGUCCCUCCAUUUUCAAAAACAUGACUGUCUUGUUCUUUUUCUAUUCUUCAUCUUAUAGCUUUGUGGGUACCCCUUAAAAGGAAUAUCACAAUUUUCUUCCCAAUGAUUUUGACUUCAUUUCCUAGUUUUUUUUCCUCUAGUUAUUCAGCUUUCUUGGGUACCCUUUACUCUCAUUCUAGUUUUUUUUUUCGUAAAUUUUCCUGUUAUUAUUCCGUUUGGUGGAGGCAGUUGGUAAUUCGGUUGAACUUGCACUGUGGAGAAGAAAAAAUAAAGUAAAACUUGGGGGGUGUUCAUGGAAAUUGAUCUGAACCAUGCAGUAAACGAGGUGGAGAAGACUGUACUUUGCAAUGGGAGCUGUGAAAAAGCUAGUGCUUGCGUUUACUGUUUGUCGUCGUCGUCGUCGUCAUCAUCAUCUUCUUCUUCUUCUUCUUCAUGUUCUUCAAACUCAGGUUCACCUCCUUGUUCAUCUUCCAUUGACUUGGAGCUUUGGCAUGCUUGUGCUGGUCCUCUCACAUCACUUCCAAAGAAGGGAAAUGUGGUUGUAUACUUCCCUCAAGGUCACUUGGAACAACUUGCCCUUGCUUUUCCUUUCUCUCCCUUGGACACCUUUGAUCUUCCUCCCCAAAUCUUUUGCAAAGUGAUGAAUGUCCAGCUUCUGGCCAAUAAGGAGAAUGAUGAGGUCUAUACGCAAGUCACUUUACUUCCUCAACCGGAGUUGGGAGGGCAUAAUUUGGGGAGCAAGCAGCUGGAUGAGGUAGGGGCGGAUGAGCAUGCCGAUGGGUCGCCUUCGAAGCCAACCUCUCACAUGUUUUGCAAGACACUAACAGCUUCUGACACUAGCAUCCAUGGAGGGUUCUCUGCUCCUCGUAGAGCUGCUGAAGACUGUUUUCCUCGGCUGGAUUAUAAACAGACAAGGCCCUCACAGGAGCUUGUUGCUAAAGACCUCCAUGGAGUUGAGUGGAGGUUUCGCCAUAUAUUUAGGGGUCAACCGAGGCGACAUCUCCUUACUACCGGCUGGAGUGUUUUUGUGAGUCAAAAGAAUCUUAUUGCUGGGGAUGCAGUGCUCUUUCUGAGGGGCGAAGAUGGGGAGCUGAGGUUGGGAAUUAGAAGAGCCGUUCGACCAAGAACUGGUCUUCCAGAUUCAGUUAUUGCGAAACAUAAUUCAUAUCCAAAGGUUCUUUCUGCAGUGUCUAAUGCAUUAUCCACCAAAAGAGUGUUUCAAGUCUGCUACUGUCCAAGGGCCAGUCAUGCCGAGUUCGUCAUACCCUUCCAAAAGUAUAUUAAAAGCAUCACAAAUCCAAUGUGCACUGGGGCAAGAUUCAGAAUGAAAUUUGAAAUGGAUGAUUUGCCGGAGAGAAGGUGUAAUGGUGUAGUGACAGGAAUAGGGGACUCAGAUCCUUAUAAAUGGCCUAACUCAAAGUGGAGAUGCGUAAUGGUUAGGUGGGAUGAUGAUAUCGCAAGUGAUCACCAAGAGAGAGUUUCACCUUGGGAAAUUGAUCCUCCUGUUUUUCCCCCACCCUUAAGUAUUCCAUCUCCAUUCAGGUUAAAGAAACUGCGGACAGGUCUGCAGACUGCUGCACUUGACACCCCUAUCACUGGAGGGGUUGGAUAUUUGGACUUUGAGGAAUCGACAAGAUCCUCUAAGGUCUUGCAAGGUCAAGAAAAUGUAGGUUUCAUAUCACCCGUAUAUGGAUGUGGUACAGUGAACCAUCCCCUCAAUUCCGAGAUGCAAUCUAUGGCACAUCAAAGUCUUGCAUCGACAGGAAUUGGAAAGAGUAACAUUAGUGAUUUUAUGAGGGCUCACUCCUCCUCUUACACAGGCUUUGCGGAAACUAAUCGGUUUCCGAAGGUCUUGCAAGGUCAAGAAAUUUGCUCAUUGAGGUCCCUCACACACAAGGCUGAUCUCAACCUUGGUGUUUGGGCAAAAACCAAUCAUGGUUGCAAUUCUUUCAACAUGAAUCAAGCACCCAACACCAACUGCUAUCCAGAAGGACUUCGAAAUAUGUAUUUUCCUUAUAAUGAGUUUUACAAAGCUGGCCAGGAACCAAAAAUGUUUUCUUACGCAUCUAAACUUCCAAGGGGCAAUGUUUUGUUCAAUGCUUCCUCAAUUAAGCCGGGGGUUAGUGUGGACGACAUCAGGAAACCAAACCCUCCGAAUGACCAUAAGCCAAUGGAGAAUAUCCCUAGUCCCGGUUUUGGAAAAAAAUUGAGGAACCAACAGAAUGAGUGCUACAAAGGAAAUGUGGCUGGAUGUAAACUCUUUGGAUUCUCCUUGACUGCGGAAUCACCUACUCUGAACUCACAAAAUUCUGGUAAGCGGAGUUGUACAAAGGUUCACAAGCAAGGCAGCUUGGUUGGAAGAGCCAUUGAUCUCUCAAGACUUUAUGGAUAUAAAGACUUGAUGACUGAACUAGAACAUCUUUUCGGUAUGGAAGGUCUUUUAAAUGAUCCUGAUAAAGGGUGGCGGGUUUUGUACACUGACAGGGACAAUGAUGUAAUGGUAGUUGGAGACGACCCGUGGCAUGAAUUUUGUGAUGUGGUAUCCAAGAUCCAUAUAUACACAGGAGAAGAAGUGGAGAAGAUGACCGUAGGAAUGGGUAGUGAUGAGACUCAAAGCUGUUUGGAAGAAGCAGCAGUGAUAAUGGAAGCAUCAAAGUCGUCCUCGGUGGGGCAGCCAGAUUCCUCUCCCACUGUAAUGAGGGGUAUGAAGAUCAGUGUUUGCUUCUAGUGUUAUUGAAUCCUUAAACUAUGUAUCAAGUAUUUGGUGUAAUCGAAUUAACAUAUGAUUAUUGAAAGCUAAAAAGUGGGCUCUUUGGCCUUAUGGUGUUUGACAAA